Messenger RNA from Durusdinium trenchii, 937 nucleotides. NCBI's taxonomy places the organism in Eukaryota, Dinophyceae, Suessiales, Symbiodiniaceae. The record is from the annotation of a GenBank genome assembly.
GCUGACGCCGCCCUCUCAGAGUGAGCGAAAGCGGCAGCUUAUUUUGGGAAGGCCAGUGUGCCAGCAUGCCUUCAAACGCCUCCUGGGUUUGGGGGCCAUGCGCUUCGCCAAGCUGAAGAAAGCAGUCGCAACUAACCAGAGAGCUCCUGUGGAUUUGCGGCAGCGGCCCAGACGAGAUGACGGAAGCCACCGCGAAUCGAUCCGGAAGCGGGGUUUGAUCGCAGAAUUUCUAGAGGAAAUUUUGCGUACGAUGGCUGAGCCUAUGCCAGAAGUUGGAAAGAAGCGGAAAGGCUUGGAAGACGCUGUGCUUCCUGACAUGAAGUUUCGCCGAGCCCAUGGAAAAGUUCCAUCAAAGCAGAAACGGGCACUUGGUUUGAAGGUUGUCUCAUCGUCCUCCAAGCCAGCUCUGGAAGCUCUGCCAGGUCAAGCUCCGCCUGUGGCGAUGAAGCUGUUGCCACCAGGGACAUUUACGGACUACCUUCGGCUGGCUGACCAACAUGACAUCCGCUCUGCAGAAGUCAUUCUGCAGAGCGAUAAUUGCUCAAAGGAGACGAAGAACAACUGCAUGAUGCACUUCAUGGGCAUGAUCACAUCCUUGAAGAAGGUCUACCGCGCAGAAAUGCGCUACCUUCAGACAGCUCACACCCAUGAGGAUGUUGAUCAAUACUUUUCUGCAAUCGCGACCCACAUCCAGGCAUCGCCUGAGUUACACACACCAGCAGAUUUCGUUUGGAGCUUGACCAAUUUUGGCCGCGACCAUCCUGACGUCAGGCCUUAUGAGCCCAAUACAAUUGUCUAUGAAGUGGGGGGCACGCGAGACUGGAGCUUCGUUGCAAAAGACCAGGAGAGGAAGUCUUUCCUGGCAAUUGGCAUAGCUGGCCCAGGAGCACCGCAUGUGUUCGCCUUUGACAGGGCAGAAGACCUCCCAGGCGAGUAA